UGUAGCGCCCAAAAGUGGAUUCACUUUCAUUCGACAUUUUUUUGAAACAUGUUUGUUUGACUCAUAAUGGCGCUCAAAGUUGUAUUCCUUCAGAACUGAAAUAGUUUGUUGGCAAAGAAGACAAAUCUCUAAAGUUAUACUUGUGGAUACUUUUCAAUGGAGAAAUACGAACACUGCCAUUUAUCCAAGAAAAGUUAGUUUUCGUUUGAUUUCUGACAUCUUUAAGCUUUCCUAUAUGGCUGAUAACCAAAUUACUGCCCUAUGUAAUCCUAACACCGGUACCUAUAAUUGAUAUACUAGUAUAAUUGAAUUGUUACGAUGAACACUUGCUUGAACUCAUGACAUAAAUUAGCGGUAUCUAGAUCGCAAAAAGGUAGAAAUAUAAUCUGUUGAACACUAUUUCACGUAAGCUUGGCGGGCCAUUUUAAAAUCGUUACGCGGGCCGGAUUUAGCCCCCGGUUUGGGGACCACUACACUAGAUGAAGCAUAGGCAAACGAAUUAUGAAAAUCUCAUACAGCUAUACGAACUAGAUCAGUGGUUGCUAAACUUUUUAAAAAAAAUUCCAUGACGGACCCUUGCAAUUUUUUCAAUGAUAUUCGUGCAACAUUAAAAGAUCACAAGAUCAAUGCGCCAUACAGUAUAGUGAAAAACAUCUCUCCUCUGCGUUUAUCACGAUUCAAGAUUCAUUGUUUCUCAAUUUCAUUUUAGGAGACAUCUUGAAAUUAAUAUUACAGGGUUGAAAACGUCAAAAUAUGUCAAGAUAGCCCUAACGUUAAUGUAUGUUGAAGGCUAAAUUUGACAGCUAAAAACUAAAACAUAGUGCCUCUCUUGCUACACUCUACUAACGCUAUUUUCAAUAUAUAGGCGUAAAACAGCAUUCAGAAGCGGACUAGCAUAACUUUAUAAACUGUCUACUUUAAAUCCCUCCUACCGUGUUUCCCCGGAAAUAAUACCUGCCCUGAAUUUUGAAAAUAAAUUUUAAUAUAAGUCCUCCCUUUAAAAUAAGACCUAGUCAAUAACGCAAAUUUUUUUUAACUGGUUGAUAGCAAAAAAUCUCUCCUACACGUUUUAAAUGAUUAAUUUGAAACGCAUGAGAGAGGUAACAUGUUAUUUAGAGGUAAAUGGAUAUCGUUUUUCAUAUUCUCGGUAAUUCUCUACUUCGUAAUUUAGUUUUGAUAAAUGAAAAUGAAAGACAUCCCCCAAUAAUGAGCUCAAUGAUUUUUUUUUGAAUAAAAAUAAGACCCAGUCGUAUUUUCAAUGAAACACGGUAUGCCAACGAACAUGCAAAAAGGCAGUGUCAGCUACAUCUACAUGUAGUUAGUUAACUCAUAAUGCUGUAAUGGCAGCAAUUAAACUCUCUCUGUGAUAUCAUAAGCCACAGCUCUGUGACAUCACAACGAGGCAGCGUGUUCGAAACCAGAAAGUGGGAAAUUAUUAUACUCAUCAGUCAUCAGCAGUCCCCCCGAAAGUGCUUCACAGACCCCAAAAGAUUCGUGGACCACACUUAGGGAACACUGUACUAAAUGAAGCAGAGGCAAAUGAAGAAAAAAAAUGCAAAACGAAUAUUAAAAUCUCUCACAGCCGCACGUACUAGAUACUGAGAUAAGGCAGAGGAAAAUUACAAAAAAUAAAAUGCAAAGUGAAUAUGAAAAGUGCUUGACACCAUACGGACUAGAUAAUGCAGAGGCAAAUGAAGGAAAUGGAAUGCAAAACAAUUAUUAGAAUUUGGUUUUAAGGCCGCAACAGUUUUAAUUUGUCUCCUAAUUGAACCAAGUUUGGUUAGAUCAUAAAAUAUUCAUUUACCAUUCUACCAAUUAAAUACAGAAAAUGUCACAAAACGGGUGGUAGAGUCGUUCAUUCUGGUCGGUUACGGCGUCCUCCACCGUCAAGUCCAUGCAUCUGAAACAAAUACCGGUACGGUACCGGUACUAUCAUAAAAUGCCAUCACCGCGAACUGCUUUCAAAUACCCAAAUGCUUGAGCCGAAAUUUAUUUUUAUCUUGCCUAGGACUGACCUUCCUUGCCAAAACAGGCACUAAAAUUAUUGUAUGUUGUUCUAACCGCUUAAUUUUCCCUCUCUAAUGGCUGAAUGGUUAACUUGAUGCUGUUAAUUACGGUACAGGUACAAAUCUAACAAUUCUAGUAAUAAGGGCUGUGAAAUUUUUAUAGAAGGUCAAAGGGUAUUAGAAAUUAUUAAUUUAUAUAUGGCAGUUUCCGUGUGAAUAAAUCUCUCGCCCAGGACAAAUCUCUACUAAAUUCCAAUAUAAUUUCCAACCUGAAAGAAUUAGGAUAGCCUAUUCAUUUACCUUUUAUAAACGAGCCAAAAAUAUGGACGGCCGUCUUUUCAUAUCUUCGAAGUUUCUCAAUGACACCGCCUUCGCCCGGAAAGUGAUAUUUGAAUCGUAAAUUGUUUGAGAAGCCUUUGGGCGGCAGUUGGUAAAGUCAAUUUUUAUAAAGCUAUACUUUUAUCGCUUUGUUAUGAAGUUGUCCGAGAUCCAACACCCAUUUUACGCUGGAUAUUCUCAUGAAUUACGCAGGAGAUUGAAAUCAUGAGACACAAAGCGAUAAAUACCAUAACAGCCACCUUAUUUGUGCGUGAGACAGAAUUUUCAUGGCGACAAAAUGAAAAAUGAGUAUGCAAACCUAUUGAGAGUAAAUUAGUUUUAGUCAAAUAGCAAUAAAUUUUAAUGUGACAGAGGGAAAUGACGUAAAUGGAUGCUGCGUAAAAUAGAGCGUUUUGUCUAGAAGGCGUUAGUGGUAAAAUGCUUGAAUAGCGAGACGAAUUGAAGAAAUAGUCAGAAUGGCUAAAGGUAUGAAUUCCUCAGUAGUUAUGAAUUAAUAGAAACAGGAAUGUGUAAUUGUGGUAGUUGUGCAGGAAAAGGCUUCAAUGAAAGAUUGUAAGAGUGGUGUUUAAUAGUCAUGGCGGCAACGUACGAUUGAUACUUUCCAAGCUAGUUCGUUGGGUCAUACGUAAGUCAAGCAGGGUCAUCUAAAAUUCUAAAUUUUCGAGCUUCGCUAUUCAAAAUCAAAAACCUCCGAGCUGCUUCGACUUAAAGUUUAUGGAGUGGCGCUCCAUCUUAUAUAGUACAACGCCUCUGCGUUACCUUUACCCACGAAACUUGCUACAAAUAUUACAAAAAAUGCCACCCAAUACAGCCAAUUGUAACGCUACUAAACCUACAAUAACCUUGAAUAUCACAGAUAUUUACUUCAUAGAUAAGCAUUUGGUUGCGUCACCAAACCUUUCGAGAAGCAAAUAUGGACGUCGUCGAAAUACUUUUCUUUCUCUCCCUCAUCUGUGGCUUGCUGGCUGAAGUAAAAUUACCGGCUGGAAUCUGCCGUUCCCAGAUCGUGAAGGGAAAACUUGUCCAGGUUGGAGAUUGCGAGAUAGACGAUGGAUCCGAUAUCCUCAAAUUGAUCCAGAAGAGUCUUGAUGAAAAGAAAAAAGCUGAAAUUAAAUGUGACGUCACGUAUAAGACGAAAUGCUUCCGAAUAGUCGUGUAUGAUACACGGAAUGUCACCUUCAAUGAUGCCCAACCAAUCUGCAAAUCAAUGAACAACGGGAAACUCGCGAACAUUUACGACCUCGCGCAUUACCAGUCACUUCGCACUUACUUACGUUCACUGAUUCCUGCUUCUUCGACAUAUAAAGCCAUCUGGACUGGGAUGCAGUAUAAGAACAAUCAGCUUUUGCUGUCAAGUGGAGAACCAACCUCUAUAGCAACUGAAGUGUGGUAUCCUGGUUAUCCGAAAUCCGAUGCAUCGUGGACAAAUGUUGGUGUUGAUGUUAAUAAAGAUCCAGAGUUUUCACGUCAGGGAAUGUUCAAUGAGCAACCAUCCUAUUCACUCCACGGUAUCAUCUGUGAAAUAUAAAACCAGCUCAAAACCUUACAGAACUUCGUUGACGGACUGAAUGAUAUAAACGACAAAGAGUUCUCACUUUUUAUUACUUAUAUUAUUUCUUUACUAUUGUUAAUCGUAUAAGCGAUACCUUGAAUUGGGUUCUCUUCUUAUUGAAACUUUUUGCUCAGAAAAUAAAAUUCAUAAGUUGCUCCAAGU
Messenger RNA from Styela clava, 4059 nucleotides. RefSeq lists its product as uncharacterized. The record is from RefSeq and is a predicted model, not a curated record. NCBI's taxonomy places the organism in Eukaryota, Metazoa, Chordata, Ascidiacea, Stolidobranchia, Styelidae.